Anopheles coustani is the source of this 5490-nucleotide messenger RNA. It is a transcript of the gene Cad74A, whose product is annotated as cadherin EGF LAG seven-pass G-type receptor 3. Gene Ontology annotation, molecular function: calcium ion binding. Lineage: Eukaryota; Metazoa; Arthropoda; Insecta; Diptera; Culicidae. Gene Ontology annotation, biological process: homophilic cell-cell adhesion. The record is from RefSeq and is a predicted model, not a curated record. Gene Ontology annotation, cellular component: plasma membrane; cell-cell junction.
AUGGUGGUUCAUACGAGCAGCAGAAUGCAACUGACCCCUGGUGGCGUUAAACUGGUUUUAGCCGUCAUGCUUUGCCUGGCGGGUCUGGCCCGGGCGCAAACCAUCAACAGGACGCCGCACUUCAUCCCGGGCAGUGGGGACAUGUCUCGGUUCAGCCUGGCCGAAAAUACCCCCGUUGGAAGCGUGGUCUACCAGUUGCGAGGUACUGACCCCGAGGGAAGUAAGUUACGCUUCAGUAUCUCCGGUCCGGUUUUUAGCGUCGAUCGGGACAGCGGCGUCGUUCGGUUGCGGCAAUCGCUGGACCGCGAGCAGCAGGACACGGUGGAGGUGAUCAUCAGUCUUACCGAUGAGGGUAUCCUUGGCACGGAGCCAAACACGGUGUCCCUGCGGCGGGAGAUUCCGAUACGGGACUACAACGACAACCCACCGGUGUUCGUGGGCCGCCCUUACAGUGCGACGAUGAGCGAAUCGACGAAGCCAGGCAGCAACGUAACGGUAGUUCCGGAAAUCGUGGCCACCGAUCAGGACGAAGGCAUGAACGCCGAGCUAACGUUCAGCUGCUACCAAGACCCAGCCAAAGGAGCGGACGACAUCUGCGAGGUGUUCACGGUGCACACGGAAAAGAUGGCGCAGGGCAAGUUCGGUGCCUGGAUCGAGCUCCGGCGACCGCUCGACUUCGAGACCCGGCCGUCCUACGUCCUGACGAUCCAGGCUCGCGACGGAUCGCCCACGAACGCACUGAAGGCGUACGCAACGGUGGCGGUGACGAUCGUGGACGUGCAGGACCAGCCGCCUGUCUUCAUCAACGCACCCUAUUCGGCCACCAUCCCGGAGAACACGGUCGAGGGCACGCGCGUCCUAACAAUCAACGCGACCGACGGCGACACCGGCAGCCCGAACCCGCUGAUGCUGAUGCUGGAGGGCGAAACGAUGGGCCACUUCCGGUUGCACUACAUCGGCCAUCCCCGAUCGGGAGUAGCGGAGCUGGUGACGACCGGAAAACCGCUCGACCGUGAGGACCCGACGGUGGCACAGAACGGUGGCGCCUACACGUUCACUGUUCGCGCGACGGAGUUGAUCAACGGCGAGCUACCGGGAGACAGUGCCAGCUCACCGAUCACGAUCGUGCUGACCGACGUCGACGACCAUCGGCCAGAGUUCAACCAGCCCACGUACGAGGUGUCGAUCCCGGAGAAUCUCGAGCCGGACACGCCACUGCCGGGCCUCGCCAUCGUCGUGACGGACCGCGAUCUCGGCCCGAACAGCCGCUACUCGCUGGCCCUCCGGGACGUGCGCAACUCGGCCGGAGUGUUCGCGGUGGCCCCGACGCACGGCGAGGGCCGCACGCCGGUGGUGGUGAAGGUACUGAACGCCUCCCGCCUUGACUACGACGUGCCGAACGUGGACGACAAGACGUUCACCUUCGAGCUGGUCGCGUCCGUCGAUGGAGAGGAACGGUCGAGUGCGACGGUGACGGUGCACCUGCAGGACGCCAACGACAACUCGCCGGCCUUCCCGCAACCGAGCUACUCGCUGACCGUUAGCGAGAACGCCCCGCGCGGCUUCCUGAUAGCCAACAUCAGCGCCACCGACCACGAUGCGGGCAUGUUCGGGCAGCUGCGGUACGUGGUGAAAGGUUUCGGCGCGGAACUGUUCCGUACACAUCCGACCGAGGGCGGCCUGUACGUCGAGCGGCCGCUGGACUACGAGGAGCAGAAGAGCUACAGCCUGGCGCUGGUGGCCACCGAUGGCGGGGGGCGAGAAACGAACGCGAACGUGUUUGUCGACGUGCUCGACGAGAACGACAACUAUCCGGCGUUCGAGGCGCUGGAGUACACGCGCACCAUUCGCGAGGGGGCCACCGAGUUCGAGCCGCAGUUCUUUGUCCGCGCCACCGACGCCGACGGGCCGCAGCAGGGUGGAGGACGGGUCAGUUAUACCAUCGAGUCGGAAAACAGCAUCAGCGGGCACGUGUUCACGGUUGACCGGGAGUCGGGCGAGAUCCGGAUAACGCGCCCCGUCAACUCGAUGGACACCGACCGGGGACAGUAUGAGCUGCUGGUAGUCGCUACCGAUCACGGUGUGCCGCCUCUAAAGAACGACACGCGCGUCCUGGUGCGCGUCGGCAUCUCCGGCAACCAGCGGCCCAUCUUCCAGGGACACUCGGUCGCCGGGCGCGACAUUCCCGGACCACCGUCGUACCGGGCGACAAUCCCGGAGAACGCCCCGGCCGGCACCAAUGUGACGCAAGUCUCGGCGACCGAUCCGGAUGGGCUGGACGAUCUGCUGAGGUACAAGAUUGUCGGUGCCAGUGAUAACUUCGUCAUCGAUGAUCAUACGGGACUCAUCACCGUUACGCGUGACGCCCGGCUCGACCGGGAUACCAAUCCGGAGAGCUACACGAUCGUGGUGAACGCAAUCGACGCCGGUUUUCCCAUCCCGGAGACGGCCACCACGACGGUGCAUGUGAAAAUUCAGGACAUCAACGACAAGCCACCGCGAUUCACGCAGCAAUCGUACACGGCUUACGUGUCCGAGCGUAGCCCAGUCGGUGCGGAAGUGUUACGCGUUGUUGCCAAAGACACGGACCUGGACGCACGGCUCUCGUACGCCAUCGUCGAACCGAUCACGGCCGUCACCAAGGGUGGCAUUCCGCUGCUAACGACGUCUUCCUACGACUACCGACAGGCGUUCCGGAUCGAUCCGCAGGAUGGUACACUUUUCGUCAACAGUACGCUCGAUUACAACUACGCGGCCGUUAUAACGCUCACGGUGGAAGCGACCGACAUGGCGGCGCAGGUGGCCCCGGAGAGCCAACGCGACCGGGCUGAGGUAACACUGUACAUCCAGUCGUUUAAGGACACGAACCCACUGUUCCGCAACAAGGGCUGGUCGACGGUGCGUCCGAAGAUCGAGGUGAAGGUGAAGGAAGAGUCGCAGGUCGGUUCGGUCGUGUUUCGCAUCGAGGCCGACGACCCGGUGGCCGACGUUCCGAUCACCGACUUUGAGCUCAUGAUGCCCGACGUCGACGAGUUCUUUGCGCUCAACGAGCGAACUGGCGAGAUCACACUUCGCCGACGCUUAGACUACGAGACCUACAGCAAGACGACGAUCGACUUCGUCGUAAAGGCGGUCACUAGCAACCGGAAGCGGCACUCCCUGGCGUACGUCAACGUGACGAUCGAGAACGUAAACGACAACUCACCCGUGUUCGAGCCGGAAGGCAACCAACGGGCGACGGUGCUCGAGUCCGACCGGUUCCCGCACGUUGUGGCCACCGUUCGCGCCACCGAUCGGGACGCCGUCCGCACCGACCGCGACACCCUCCUCGGGUACAGCGAGGUGCGCUACAGUCUGUUUGGAUCACACUCGAAUCUCUUCACGAUCAACAACGUGACGGGCGAAAUCCGGAUCGCACCUAGACAGUCACUCGACCGCGAGAAGCAAUCCGUGCUGAAGCUGGUGGUGGUUGCUGAGGAUGCACCCGGCCGGCCACAAGAGUCACGCAAGGCCACCAUGGAGCUGGUGAUUGACGUGCUGGACGUGAACGAUAACGCACCCAUUUUCGGCCAACGCUCCUACACGGCCGUCAUCCCGGAGAACGUGCUGGUGGACACGUUCGUGAUCGCCAUUACCGCGCACGACCCCGACGAGGGUUUGGGUGGUGAGGUGCGCUACGAUCUCCUCAACGAGGGUGAAGCAAACGGGCUUCUACAAAUCAACGCGAAAACGGGUGAAAUCAAAACGAAGGCGAUGCUGACCGGCAAGGGACGUUCGGAGCCGUACGAGCUGGUGGUGAGGGCGCAGGACAGCGGAAGCCAGCUGCCGAAGCAAAGCUCACUGUACAAUGACGUCUCCUUUACGCUGUACAUCGGUGAUAUCAGUGCGAACGACGGCAUUCCCUUCUUUAUUGCGCCACAAGUCGGUCAAACAGCUAACGUUUCUGAGAACGCUACGAUCGGAGCGCCUGUGUUCCAAGUGAUCGCAAGCGAUCCGGACAGUCCAGCAACUCCAAGUGGAACCCUGCGUUACCGCAUCCAGGCGGACAUCGAGGAUGCCAAGUCGUUCAGCAUCAACUCCAAGACGGGACUCAUCACGACGACGCGCACGCUCGAUCGUGAGACGAAGGCUGCCUAUAACGUCAUCGUUGAAGUUAGCGACAUGGGCGAGCCGCCACAGGCCGCAACCGUAGUACUCCGCAUCAACGUCCUGGACAUUGACGACCAUGCGCCACGCUUCGAACGUGAGGCGGAGGCGCAACCGCUGGAGUUGUCGGUGCUAGAGGAACAGCCGGCCGGUACGGUGGUGGGCACCAUCGCGGCAGUGGACGAGGACACCGGUGCGAACGGUGCAAUCGACUACGUGAUCGUUGAAGGCAACGAACUGGGACUGUUUGCGUUGACACGCACGGAAGACAACCGGGCGAUCCUUAGUACCACCAAGCCACUCGACCGCGAAUCGUUGGAGUUGGUCCGGUUGACGGUGCGAUGUUUUAAGCUUGGAUCCACCGACCAGCUCACUGGCAUCGAAGCGUACAACCGAUUCGACCGGUCUCAGCGGCAGCUUGUGGCGCGAGUGGUCGAUAUUGACGAUCACGCGCCACGUUUCGAGCGCGAAAAUCAAACGAUCGGCAUCCGACACAACGUGCCCAUCGACACUCCGAUCGCAAGCAGUCGCGCACUGGAUGAGGACCCCGAUGCUCGCCCGAUCCGGUACUCGAUCGAGAGCAUCAACUUUGUGCCACAGUUCUACCGUCGGGAUAACCAUACCGAGGACUACACCAGCGUGUUUCGACUCAAUGUCGACACUGGUGAGAUCAGGACGGCCCGAGCCAUGUCCAACUUCGUCGAUGGGUUCUUCCAGCUCGCCGUCCGAGCGACAAACUCAGACCGUCCGGCAGGUAUCAGCGAGACGCAGAUGAAGAUCUUCGUGAUCCGGGACAAGUCAUUGCUGCGGUUUGUGUUUGCGAAGCCCCCGACCGAGAUCAGCGCCGUGUUGGACCGGUUCGCUGCCGAAAUGCAGCACCGGCUGGCGGAUGCGAACUUGGAACUGUCGGUGUUCGACGCGCAGGUCCUCAGCCAUGCGGACCACAGUCUGGACUUUAGCUCGACCGGAUCUUGCUUCCAGCUGACGCGCCAUGGGUCAGCACUAGCUCCGACGGAAAUGAUGCGGCUCAUGGACAGUGCCGAGCUGAAGGAUGCACUGGCCGAGGUCUACCAGCAGUAUUCGGUGCAACGGAUCGACUCGUGCGCCGUUGGAAAGAAGGUACCUUCCGGGGCAUUAAUCGCUUCUUCCGGCACGUGGCUCGUCAUACUGGCCGGGCUGAUCGGGUUCGCUGCAUUCGCGUCCACCAUGACCGCGUGCUGUUUGGCGAAAAGAUACAAAAGUCAAGUGCGAUCAACGAUCAACUCGCAGCGAAUCGUUGGAUCCGACAUUUACGGUAGUGCCACCCCAGUCCUCUACACGGAACCGAUCUACGGCGCGCUGUGA